AUGGAGAUGGAUGAGUUUUUCAACUUCGAUGAUGCAUCCCGACCCAUAUCCCCCCUAGCAGAAACGGGUCUGCUUUCCCCGGGCCCUUACGAUGUCAAUCUGGCAUUUGCCCAGCCGGAGCAUGAUGAGGAUUCAUUUACCUGUCUCCAGCAUUUCACGGCUCCAGAGCAGUCCAGCCUCGAGCUCCAUAAUGCUGUGCACAACACCACCAUGAUGAGUCCCGACGACUUCACGGACUUCCCCAGGUGGAUCGAUGGCAUGGGUGUCCCGACGCAGCCGUGCGAGUAUUGUCACCGCAUGAAGACCCAUUGCAAGGUCCUCAAGGAGGGCACACGGAAGGGUUCAUGCACUAGUUGUGUUGCGCUCGCAAAGUCAUGUAGCUUGACUUCUGAACUCAAGACUCCCCUUGAAAGCUUUCCUGUUGCUUUUACCGCCGAGAAUCAUGGUGAUGCGGACUUUGAAAAUUGGAACCCGAACAUGAUAGAGAGGCCGUCGACUCAGAACGCGUCGGAAGACUUGGACCCGUUCUCUCACAGCGGAUCGGCUACUGAUCUGAUGGCUCUCAGAUCGUCGAAUGAGAGCCUCGUUGAGGCUGCUGAAAGUAGCCCGAAGGUCGGUGCCAGGUUUUCUCGAGAGUCUGUUAGGAUCCUCAGGGGCUGGCUAUCAACCCACCAGCGUCACCCUUAUCCCACCUACGAUGAGAAAGAGAGUCUCAGGCAGCAGACUGGUCUGAAUAUGACCCAAAUUACCAACUGGCUGGCAAACGCCCGCCGCAGAGGAACGGUCCGCGCACCCCGAUCUACUUCACCUAGCCCACAGCAGUAUGCCAAUGGGAUGGAUAUUGCUAGGAGAGGAACACCUUCUCCACAGGAGAUGAAUCCUCUGGAGCGUUGGAAGCAUUCUCCGCCUGAACAUGAACCCGCUUCCGUCACGGCUAUUGCCAAGGCUGUGUCUUCAUCGAGCUUCCAAUCCAGCCUCGACAGUCAUUUGACCAGUUAUGGACACACCGAUGAUGGAUCUGCGCGCUCUCUUUGCAAUGUUUCUUCUACCGGCAGUAUAGGCACAUCACAGUCCAGUGUCGGCUCAUUCGUCUCCGCAUUCUCACACAAAUCUCGCGGAUCUUUUGGAUCCUUUAACUCCUUCAGCAAUAGAGGCACGCGUCGUCGCCGCCGACAGGUUCCGAAACUUGUCAGCCCGAGCCCCAUGACACAAGCUCCUCGUACCUUCCAGUGCACCUUUUGCACAGAGACUUUCAAAACGAAGCAUGAUUGGCAGAGGCAUGAGAAGUCAUUGCAUCUGUCUCUGGAACGGUGGAUCUGCUCACCGAAUGGGCCAACUCAACUAUGCAGCGAAACCAACCAUAUCUCAUGUGUGUACUGCGGAGCACCGAAUCCACUGGAAGGACAUGCAGAACAACACAAUCAUUCAAGCUGCGCGGAGCGCUCGAUUGAAGAACGGACAUUUUAUAGAAAAGACCAUCUCCGCCAGCAUCUGAAGCUUGUCCACGAUGUCAAGUUUCAAAACUGGUCGAUGGAUUCGUGGAAGGUAGCUACGCCGGAAAUCCGAUCUCGGUGCGGUUUCUGUGGCAUCGUGAUGGAUUCUUGGAGAGUUCGAGUAGAUCAUCUGGCUGAGCAUUUCAAAAGCGGGAAGAGUAUGGCUGAUUGGAAGGGUGACUGGGGUUUCGAGCCGCAGGUUUUGGAUGUCGUUGAGAAUGGAAUGCCUCCUUAUCUUAUUCAUGAUGAGCGGAACACCCUGAAUCCCUAUGAAGCGUCCAUAGAGAGUGCGAAGUCAGGGAAGACGUUAGAGGAUCUGGUGAAGCUAGGACUCGUGGACUACAUCAAUGACCGCGUUGUUAUUGGUGCCGUGCCUACGGACGAAGAUUUACUUGUUGAAGCUCAAAAGAUUAUUCGAAAGGCUGAUGCCACCGACGACUCGCUUUAUGACACUGGAAUCUCUUGGUUCCGCGACAUCAUCAUGCUCUCUGGAACUGCUUCACAGGGCGAUAAUCCUGAGCAGCUGCAAAAUACUGGCUUCGGCCAGGAUACAUGGGACAAUAUGACAGGGAUCGACAAUUAUGAAAGCAUUAAUGCUCGAAAUCCACUAAGUAUGAGAGAUUUGAGCACCAUACACUGUUCGAAGGAGAGAGCGUUAAUGGAAUACGUCCAAUCCCAACAAGCACUCGGUCUAACACCCACCGACUCCGAGCUGCAGAUUCAGGCGUGCAAAAUCCUUGAUGACGGGGAGAACACUACAAGCUUCAAAUGCAAAGGCGCUGUCCAAUGGUUCAAAUUCCUAAUAGCAUCGUCGCCAAACUGGCUUGCGGCAUUUAGACGCCGAGCAGGUCUGCCUCGGAGUUCUGAGAUGGGAGUCGACCAUAUCCGUUCUUCAGAUGAUAAGACGAUCGACUAUAGUAUACACAAUUUGUACAGAUUGGAACGAGAAUUGGGAGCUUUUGUCCAACUGCAACAGGCAAUCGGGAAGAGGCCCACAGAUGCCGAUCUUCAACGUCAAGCUCGCCUCAUUAUCUACGGUAAUGAUGACCCGUGGAAUCAGACUGCUGUCGAUGAUGCCGGUUAUCUCCACGUCUUUAAAAAACAGAAUGGCCUGGCACCUUCAGAUGCGGAUGAUGUACCCAUGCCCUCAGAGGCAGGAGGGUUGGGAUCAAGCCUCCUAUCCGCCAGCGUGCAGCCAUAUUCCGCUCCCUCCCCUCGCACUCUGCACUGGGACCUCGAGACUACGGGCAUUGGUCUCCCAUCCCCCGUCAGUGGAAGUGACCAACCCGGGGCUUCCACUCACGGCCAGCCACUGCAUACCCUCCCCCAGAAACAACCUUCUGCUAACACAAAACCUACAAAACCCUUGAGGUAUUUCUUGAACGAUUUGCCUAAGUCCCAACAACCCCCUCCAGCAUGUAUGUCUGCCUCCACCCACCCCUUGCCCUCCCGCCUGUCCUUUCCAAGCCCCCAAACUCGCAAACAUGAGAUCACUCAUCAUGACGGCCCCCAGAUCCCCUCCGAUGCCGAAAUCCAAAACCAAGCCCGCUGGGUCAUCUACGACGAUGAUGACCCCUGGAACCAAACUGCCGCCGACAACGCCGAAUGGCUGAUGCGUUUCAAGCGCGACGUCGGGCUCGCUCCCACCGCCGAGGGCCCUGGCCUCCCUCCCUACACCGCCCCCCGGCCUUGGACUGUCAAAGACGGCGGCACUGGCUUCAGUCCGCCGUACGUGAACCCCAAGAACACGCAAACCCUGCAGUUAGCCGAAAUCGUGCCUGUGACGAUGGACCGGCGGACCUUCAACGUCCGCAAGGAGACUGCGGGACGGUUCCUCCACGAACUCAACGCCGGGAGAUACCAGCCGCCCCCCGCCGUCUUCUGCUCGCGCGAGCUAGAAAACGGCUUGAACGCCUUCGUCACCGCGCGCUUGGCUUCAGGUGGCCGUUUCCCUGACGAUGACGAGCUGCGGGCCCGAGCACGCGAGAUCCUCGGCGUGGAUAAAACGGCGGCGGAUGAUGUACAGCUACUGGAGAGAUUCAAAAGCAUGCACGCGGCGCUUCCGGGCCCGAUCCCGAAUUUCGACCUUCCGAACUUUACCGGGGAUGUUGAUAUGCUGGCGGGUUUCGAUCUGGAUAUUGGGGAUGCGGAUUUGGGGAUGGGGUUAUUGCCGCCCGCGUCCGAUCCGUCGCUUGCUGCUGCUUGA
This is a messenger RNA of Amorphotheca resinae ATCC 22711, 3699 nucleotides long. RefSeq lists its product as hypothetical. The record is from RefSeq and is a predicted model, not a curated record. Lineage: Eukaryota; Fungi; Ascomycota; Leotiomycetes; Helotiales; Amorphothecaceae. Gene Ontology annotation, biological process: regulation of DNA-templated transcription. Gene Ontology annotation, molecular function: DNA binding. Bases 1 to 3699 code for a protein of 1232 amino acids. The transcript is spliced from 3 exons.